Messenger RNA from Cylindrotheca closterium, 726 nucleotides. NCBI's taxonomy places the organism in Eukaryota, Bacillariophyta, Bacillariophyceae, Bacillariales, Bacillariaceae. The record is from the annotation of a GenBank genome assembly.
AUGAAGCUUGCAAAAGUACUCACAAACAUCAGCAUGAAAAAGCUGAAGUAUGCAAUUUCUUUUGUCUAUGUUGGAGACAUCACUCCUCCAACAGAGCAACCACUAUCUUACUACAUCACUGUUCCACACAUUCUUGAAACACUUGAGACUUACUACUAUCCUGGAUCACAAAGAGGAGAAGAAAUUAUGAAACAGGACAACAUGUACGUCUACUUUGACAACAAAACAUUAAGUAUUGCCAUUGACGCACUAAGAAGAGGGCUUGGCAAGGCAACCUCCUACCGUUGGGAUAUGACGAAAUAUGAGUUUUUACGUUCCAAAAAGAAACUAUUCAAGUACAAAGUUUUUGACACGAACGAUCAAAAUUUGAUCGUGAUGUCUGGAUUUGACACAAGUAUGCCGGACGCAAGUCUGUUGGACAAUCUAUAUCCACACAAAAAGGGAAUGACCCUAUACAAGUGGGAUAUCAAUGUUGUGUACAAUGCAGUAGGGAAUGUUACAAGAUUCCUGUGGACCAAGAUGCACAUACUCAAUGCUCCAAGCACCAAAAGUCUGAAGUAUGCAAUCGGAUCUGGUCUCAUCAAGAACUGUCCUAUCACCAAAGAAGCGAUCAAUCAUGCCGAAGCAAUCUUUGGACCUGACGCCUCUACAUUGAAAGGCAAGUCAACAAGACCAACUCCAAAGAAGACACACGACGACUUCUUCAGUCCACCAGAGGAAUUAUAG